GAUCUGGAUUCAGAGCGGGGCCUCCUUGGAGCUGUUCUCGCGAGAGUUCCGCGAGAGGCUCCCGGCCGCUGCCUGUGGGAUCGCCGCCACUGGAGCCCAAGCGGGGCGCUGAAGCGCGAGCGGGUGUCUUGCGGCGUCGGCGUGCGCUCCCUCCCCGGGGAGCGGCUGCAGGAGGACCGCGGCGGGAGCAGCCUCGAGCCGUGCAGCCGGCUCCGGCACCUUGCCGACGCUCGUAGGAGCCGCCGCGGCUGACAGGGGCGGCGGGUCGCAGCCUCCACACCUGCGCGGGUGGCGGGCGCGGGGUCCGGUCUGCCGCGGGCGGGCGCAGAGGAGAGCGUGCGGCUGCAGGCAGGAGCCCCCGCUCGGCCACCUCCUCGCCCCGCUGCUGCCGCUGGAAGAUGUCGCAGGAGAGGCCCACGUUCUACCGGCAGGAGCUGAACAAGACCAUCUGGGAGGUGCCCGAACGAUACCAGAACCUGUCCCCGGUGGGCUCGGGCGCCUAUGGCUCGGUGUGUCCCUUAGAAGAUUUGCGGAGUUUUAUCAGCUUGUAAGUACCGAGUGCUGCUUUUGAUACAAAGACGGGGCAUCGUGUGGCAGUUAAGAAGCUGUCGAGACCGUUUCAGUCCAUCAUUCACGCCAAAAGGACCUACCGAGAGUUGCGUCUGCUGAAGCACAUGAAACACGAAAAUGUGAUUGGUCUGUUGGAUGUGUUCACACCCGCAAGGUCACUGGAGGAAUUCAAUGACGUGUACCUGGUGACCCAUCUCAUGGGGGCGGACCUGAACAACAUCGUGAAGUGCCAGAAGCUGACCGACGACCACGUUCAGUUUCUCAUCUACCAGAUCCUCCGAGGGCUGAAGUAUAUACAUUCGGCUGACAUAAUUCACAGGGACCUAAAGCCCAGCAACCUAGCUGUGAACGAAGACUGUGAGCUCAAGAUUCUGGAUUUUGGGCUGGCUCGGCACACUGAUGAUGAGAUGACAGGCUACGUGGCUACCAGGUGGUACCGAGCCCCAGAGAUCAUGCUGAAUUGGAUGCACUAUAACCAGACAGUGGAUAUUUGGUCCGUGGGCUGCAUCAUGGCUGAGCUGUUGACCGGAAGAACGUUGUUUCCUGGUACAGACCAUAUUGAUCAGUUGAAGCUCAUUUUAAGACUCGUUGGAACCCCAGGGGCUGAGCUUCUGAAGAAAAUCUCCUCAGAGUCUGCAAGAAACUACAUUCAGUCUCUGGCCCAGAUGCCGAAGAUGAACUUCGCAAAUGUAUUUAUUGGUGCCAAUCCCCUGGCUGUCGACCUACUGGAGAAGAUGCUCGUUUUGGACUCAGAUAAGAGGAUCACAGCAGCCCAAGCUCUUGCGCAUGCCUACUUUGCUCAGUACCACGACCCUGAUGAUGAGCCUGUUGCUGACCCUUAUGACCAGUCCUUUGAAAGCAGGGACCUUCUCAUAGAUGAGUGGAAGAGCCUGACCUAUGAUGAAGUCAUCAGCUUUGUGCCACCACCCCUUGACCAAGAAGAAAUGGAGUCCUGAGCACCUGGUUUCUGUUCUGUCUAUCUCACUUCACUGUGAGGGGAAGACCUUCUCAUGGGAACUCUCCAAAUACCAUUCAAGUGCCUCUUGUUGAAAGAUUCCUUCAUGGUGGAAGGGGGUGCAUGUAUGUGUUAGUGUUUGUGUGUGUGUGUGUGUCUGUCUGUUCGUCUGUCCACCUAUCUUUGUGGAAGUCACUGUGAUGGUAGUGACUUUAUGAGUUGUGAAUGGUCCUUGGCAGUCUGCCUGCUUUCUCAGAGUCUGGGCAGGCCGAUGGGAACUGUCAUCUCCUUAGGGAUGUGUGUGUUCAGUGCAAAGUAAGAAAUAUGAAAAUAUCCCUGUUCUUAGUUACCUUGCCACUUUGGCUUCUCCUGUGGCCCUGCCUUUACCAUAUCAGUGACAGAGAGAGGCUGCUUCAGGUCUGAGGCUAUCCCUCAGCCAUGCAUAAAGUCCAAGAGAACCAACUGGCUCCUGGUCUCUAGCCUGUGACCGGCUUGCUUAAUGUCCUCAGAACCUGACAGGUAUGUUCAAAACUGUCAGUCUGUUUGUGCCUUAAAAGGGUGAGAAGGGCGCGUAGAUAGUUACAGAGUCUCAGCUGCUGACGUUCUGAGCCAGGCAAGUGCACGGGGCUGUUGGAUGGCCAGUGGGGAGCUGGAAAAAACAAGGCAGCCUUUAGGAAGGCCAUGGUGCAUGUGUGUGCAUGCGUGUAUGUGCAGCCGCCCUCCCUCACUUCAGGAGCAAGCUGUUUGCUGUGCUUACCCUUCACCUCAGUGCAGAGGUCUCCAGUGCCGAGCACAGGCACCUGCCAUCAGUAGUUCCUGUGUCAUCUUCACAUCUAGCAGAGCACGGAUGUGUUUGCAUGCUGUGCUCUUGGAGCUUGUCCUGUCUUCUGGAAGCCCUGGACAAGGCGUGUGAAGGCUUCCCAGAAGUUCCUGUCCACAUUGCCUCCGCCCACCGACGCCAUGGGCACACUGCUCCCUCCUCCUCCUCCAGCUACUUUGUGUUGAACACAAUUGAUUCUCCAGGUGCUCAUGGUGCAGGAAAACAGGACAGACAGAGAGCACCUGAACCCUUGCCAUCUGAUGUCACCAAUUCAGGAAAACGAGUCCUCUCCUAGGACUAUCCCCGGUUCUGGAAAUCAUGUUCUCCUCACUCAUGGUGACAAGCUAAGAAAGCUGAACAAAGGGAGAGACGAGAGCGCCUGAAGCCAGGAGCUCCUUUACUAUCUUUCUCAAAAGGGUUGUUAGACACAAACCAAGUCAUCAAGGCCCCGCUCCUCUCCUCGGAAGGGUCCCCCACCCCCCGGCAGCUUGACACUGAAUCCAGUGUCAAUUUGGGGAGAAAGCAGUUUUGUCUUGGAAUUUUGUAUGUUGUAGGAAUCCUUAGAGAGUGUGGUUCCUUCUGAUGGGGAGAAAGGGCAAAUUAUUUUAAUAUUUUGUAUUUUCACCUUUAUAAACAUGAAUCCUCAGGGGUGAAGAACUGUUUGCAUAAUUUUCUGAAUUUUGAGCACUUUGUGCUAUAUAAGGACCCAUAUUUAAGCUUUGUGUGCAGUAAGAAAGUGUAAAGCCAAUUCCAGUGUUGGACGUGACAGGUCUUGUGUUUAGGUCAAGGUGUCUCCUCUCAGUGCAGGGACAUGCCUGCUCUGUGGGGCAGGCGAGGACCCUGAAUCAUUUGGAGCCCAGAAGGAGGCAGACUGGCCAGGUCUCACCACCUCAGUGUGCAGUUCAACUCCAUGCCAUCCCAUCAAGAUGGGUUAGUAGCAGUGUCUGUUUUUGAAUGCCAAGUGUGAUUUCCAACAAUUCUGCUCUGGUUAUUUCAUUGAAGACAUCUUUGCACAUGUGACCAUGCUGUGUUAGGGGCUGUGUUCCAGGGACUGGACUCGAAGCUAGAACUGGCAGAAGAGUUCUGGCAUCCACAGCGCAAUGCUGCCACCACCCAGUUUCUUCAUCAGAAGACAAGGGAACGAGAAAACUGCUGUUCGUUUGUAUUUGUGAACUUGGCUGUAAUCUGGUAUGCCAUAGGAUGUCAGAUAAUACCACUGGUUAAAAUAAAGCCUAGUUUUCAAAUUCA
Messenger RNA from Mus musculus (house mouse), 3593 nucleotides. RefSeq names its product mitogen-activated protein kinase 14 (gene Mapk14). The record is from RefSeq and is marked validated. The transcript has 13 exons. Gene Ontology annotation, cellular component: cytoplasm; nucleus. Lineage: Eukaryota; Metazoa; Chordata; Mammalia; Rodentia; Muridae. Gene Ontology annotation, biological process: bone development; p38MAPK cascade; regulation of cardiac muscle cell proliferation. Bases 675 to 1526 code for a protein of 283 amino acids. Gene Ontology annotation, molecular function: ATP binding; protein serine kinase activity; MAP kinase activity.